Molecule: messenger RNA, 2001 nt
Organism: Pocillopora damicornis (cauliflower coral)
Lineage: Eukaryota; Metazoa; Cnidaria; Anthozoa; Scleractinia; Pocilloporidae
Product: polycystin-1-like protein 2
Biological process (GO): detection of mechanical stimulus
Cellular component (GO): membrane
Molecular function (GO): protein binding; calcium channel activity; calcium ion binding
Source: RefSeq, a predicted model, not a curated record
AUGUAUUAUCAUUAUUUAGAUGAGACGUCUGGCAAAAGAAAACUUGACCUUGUGGCGGUCAUUUCCGGCGGCGCAGAAGUAACAAGAGGACUCCAGAAAAACAUCACAUUAAAUGCCUCAUUGUCAUAUGACCCGGAAGUUGCACAUGGCAACCGAUCAGAAAUGAAAUUCACCUGGCAUUAUAGCAAAGUCACAGGAAAUCACUCCGGUAAACAAGCGGAGGCAAAGACGGAGAAAGAUCUCUUCACAGCAGUAAACCAGUCAGCCAUUAAUUAUAAUAAAAAUUUAUCUGGCGAACUAGUUUCCUUAAACACCGAAGCUCUGUCUGUUAAUCAGACCUACAUAGUUAAACUUGUAGUGACCAAGGACAUUCGCAUUUCCACUGUUUAUCAAGUUAUCCAUUUGAUAGAAGGAGAUCCCCCAGAAAUAUAUCAAAGAUGUUUCUUUAACUGUCAACCUAAAGUGAGUCCCUUGGUCAAACUAAGUAUCAAAUCACAAUGCCGCGGAUUACAGUGCUCUAAAAUAUUAUCCUAUGAGUGGAGGCUCUACCAGCAAUUCAAGCGAAACACCUCCUUUACCUGGCAAAGGAAACAUAAUUUACGACUUAUCACAAGUACACCGCUGAGUUCAAGUGACAUUGUUAUCAAAGGAGGUUCCCUUACUGGUGGAAAUACGUACCGCUUGGCACUAUUCAUAACAAUUACGGAUGGUUUAAGGGGAAUGAAUGCUUACGAUUUUUCUACAGCAAGACCCCCUACAGGGGGGAACUGCUCGAUCACUCCGCCAAGCGGCAUCUCACUGAAGACUGAUUUCAAUCUGAGAUGUAGCAACUGGGAGAGUGACAACACCCCUCUGUCCUAUCAGUUUCAAUACAGGCUAGAGGAUGGUCUGUACGAUGUAUUACAUCGUGGUGUUAAUAACAACAUUAGUACCUCUUCGAUACCGCCUGGGCACAGUACAGAUAACUUUACUGUCAAAGUUAUUGCUACAGUGACUGACAAUUUUGGAAUUUCUGCCUCCCCAGUCACUUUGACAGUUCAGAUCAGUCCAUAUCAGAAUGUAAGCAGCGAUGUUAUCACAAACCUUCUACUGGCAAACGACAGUUUAUUUCAGAAAUUCAUCGAGAUCGGAAACCUGAGAAAAGCGGUGCCAAUAGCAAACUCUGUCCUGCUCUCAGUUUCACAAGAAACCUCGAUGAAUUUCCAGGAGAGAUACGAGGUUAUGAACUAUAUCCUUGAAAAAAUUUCGCCCUUGGAAGCGAAAACUGUCUCCGACCUCCUCCAAAAAUCUUCGGUUAUCGGUUCUGCUCUUAAGGCUCUGGAGGAAGUGCCCCACCAGUCUCUGAAUAUCUCCUUAUCUGCUGUCAGUUCAAUGACGUCACUCCUGUGGUCUAUUGCCCAGAAACGAGACGUAGCAGACAUACCGCUGACAAACCAAUCAGCAGAAAACUUGGCUUCAUGUCUAAAUACCGUGUUGAAGACAGCAGCAGUGGCUGCAUCAGAAGACUCCAAGUCAAGUUUUCAACCACAGGGUAAACUAUUGGUGAAGAUUUCAAUGAAGGCCCUCGAGAAAGUUGCAGACUCCAUGUUGGCCUUGACGGUACCUGAUGAAAAAACGAUAUCAUCUACAGUAGGAAAGCUAUCCUUGACACUCGGAAGAUAUAGCCUCCAAAGACUUUCAGGACUGAAAGUAAAAGCAGGAAAAAGCCGGUUUAUCUUACCGUCUAAGAGCCAAUUGUUACUCGCUGGAGUAAACAAAACAAGUUUUGUAGAUGUUCAGAUGUUCUCAUUUUCUUUCAACCCUUACACUUGGGACGGCACAAAGGAGCGAGUUGGCUCUGAUGUUGUAACCUUGCACUUGAAAAACAACGACAGCGAGCUUAUUAAAGUAUCAGAUCUCACGGAAGACAUUGUUAUCAUUACGCCUUUAAAACUUCAGCAAAUCUCUGCUACAGAAAAGUCAUGGUAUUUCACAAAGAACGAUGAUCUACGUUUCCACGAG